UGUUAAAAUGUGAUGGUAUCCAUAAGCAAUGUCUUGUUUUCAAUGACGUCCUUCAGCCAUUUUUCGCGGAAUCUGGUUUUUCCCGGAACAUGAACAGUCUGACUGGCUUCCACCUGAAAUGUGACUAUCACAGGCAUGGUGUGCGGUUUGAUUUUGGAGAUAGUGAUGGUGAAGUAAACAGACGCUGUGUUCUUAGGUAUAGGGCACCGGCGGGUCGGGAUGCUCCACAGUGCUCUAUAGAGGAACUGGUUCUCAAACUCCAGUUCAGUUUCCUGCAGGAACUUGACACUGAACAACCAUAUCGGGUCCACCUCCCAGUAAUUGUACAGGAACACGGAACCAUGAAGCCUAACAUUUGGAAUGUAAAAGAAAUUCUGAAUAUCCCUAUGAACUCUGUGGGUGCAAAACCAGCUAAAGGAGGCGCCACGGCCGGUGACUACUCGAGCCUGUCUGACUCUCAGUUUCUGUUUGGAUCUCAAAACUGGCCUGAAAAUUCUCAAAGCUUUUCGCAGGAGUUAUGUGGACAGUCCAGAAGCUCCCAGCAGGCCUCACAGGAGAUAAAUGAAACAAAGGUGUCAUCCAAGUAUCAGUCCAAGCCUAUGCUGUUUGGUGACAGCAAAGUAACCAACAUUUCGGGUGGUAGAGCCAUGGGUAUAUUAGACAGGUUUGAAGAGGAGAAGAGAAAAGCCAAAGAGAUUGAAAUUCUCAUUGGAGUCAGACAGUUGCAUGAAAGUCUGGAAAAUAUCCAAAAGACUUUUCUAAACUGUAUUGAUGGAAGUUGUGAUAUAACCAGAGCAGCUGUGGCUGAAGGAAUUGGAACUUUUAGAAAAACAAUUCAGGAUAAUUUUGCCACAAUUAAGGAGAGCAUAGCAAAUCAGACUGAACUGAUGAAGAGCCAGACCUGUAGAGAGAUGAAGGACAAUGAAGAAAAGACAUCAUUAGCUCUAAAAGAAUUGAGCUCACUUGUUCUCAACCUCCAGCGGGAUUUGGAUUCACUGAAAUUGGAACAGAGCAAGGAACAGAGUGUGCUUGGAGAGAUUCUGUCUCUGCUUAGCACAGUAAUGACUGCUCGCUCUGCUGGAACUCAACCUGGCCCUGUCCAGAUGAUUGACAAUACUGUUCAGACAUCACCUAGUUUGGUAACACAGUUCUGUGUGGUUUCAGAAGAAAAGCGUUAUUAUGAAGGCAGUAAAGCCUUUAAUUUUUCUGGGGAAAAAGUAGACCUGAGUAUUUGUCCUGUUACACACACAUCUCCAGAGAAGCUUAGCAGAGGAGCACCUUUCCGGGUCAUAGGUACUCAACCUUUUCAGAUGAAGCGGGACAUAGCAACUGAGAGAUGUGACCCUAAUGGCUGGAAGAAGUCUUACCGUCUGCACCCAGUUACAGUCAAUUCUCCAAACCCUGUUGCUACUUUCACUGACCCUGCUCAUAUACAGGAUCCUAAGAAGGAUUACAUGUUUGGACACCCUGUGCAUAUAGAGCGAGUAAAUUCUUUGAAUGAUAUGACUAAGAACAAUUCAGCAGCCUGGAUCGAGGUGCCCAGAGAGAAAAAAAUAGCAAAGAGAGCACAGAGAUGUCAGACCUUCAGGAAAAAGAAGAGAGCCCUGAUUCUGCCACAGAGGCGGCCUGAUCAAGGAAAGGUUUUGAAUAAUGUGUUUGAGGAAAGUCAGCAUGAUGAAGACCAAGAGAACAGGGUGCCAAAUUUGGUGGUCAAUGGCUAUAGAAAAGCAAUCAGAAAGUCAGUUGUUUCAGGGAAACAUGUACCACUACAGCAGCCAAGCACAACCAGGUUGUCGAAUACCAAUGAAUGUGUACAGAACCUGGAUCCUUGUUCAUUGUCCCAGAGCAGUAACAGCUCACAGAUGAUUGUGGAAUACCAGCAAGCUGAAUGGGAGACAGUAAAUCCUGAGCAAAAAGCCAAUACCAUAAAGACACAGAGAGUUACCUGGCAGCUCUUUGAUUUCAUCAGUGACUCUGAUUAAUUCAGUGUGUGUUAAAUGGGAUAUUUUAAGACACCAAGCAAAAAAUAUUGACUAUGACCUUCACUAGGUCUUAAAGGAUGGUUUGGUUGAUUUUCUAUAUAACUGGCUUUGUUUUAGUCUUUGUAGCUCUACAGUACAGUAAAUUUCUUUGCUGCCUUGUGGGCACACAGUCAUGCUAUUAUUGCCUUACAUAAUAGCAAAAUUGUGCAUUUUUUCUAUGUGAUUGUUAAAAAAAAGGUUAUUGCUGUUCUGAAUUUCAUAAUUCUCACAUGAUUUUCUAAAUAUUUGUUCGAGAACUGUUCUUUAUAUUUGUAUUGUUUUGUAUUGUUAUAGUACAAACAUGACUAUAGUAAUAUAUUUGUAAUGCAGCUGGAGAGCUCAUCCAUAUAGCAUGCUUAUAUUUAAUGCAACCAAAGAACACUUUAAUAGAGCUUGCUAAUAUUAAAAAAAUACACCUUAAUGUUAGCUUCAUGAAACAGGAGUAAGUGAUGGGAGCUUCUCUGUAAUCUAUUAUACUUUUGUAAUAAAACAGUUCUAAAAAAUCUAUUAAGUUCUAUUUGAAAAUGCAGUUCAAAUGAAACAAUCAGUCUAAAUCAGCGCUAAUCACUAAUAUUGCAACAAUAUCUUUCAUCUGUAUGCAGUUCAGACUUAAGUGAAUAAAACACAGUCUAUAUUCA
Messenger RNA from Tachysurus fulvidraco (yellow catfish), 2659 nucleotides. It is a transcript of the gene iho1, whose product is annotated as interactor of HORMAD1 1. The transcript has 8 exons. NCBI's taxonomy places the organism in Eukaryota, Metazoa, Chordata, Actinopteri, Siluriformes, Bagridae. The coding region runs from base 90 to 1982 and encodes 630 amino acids. Gene Ontology annotation, biological process: meiotic DNA double-strand break formation; homologous chromosome pairing at meiosis; DNA recombination. The record is from RefSeq and is a predicted model, not a curated record. Gene Ontology annotation, cellular component: condensed nuclear chromosome.